UUUUUCUUUGCAAUCAUAUUAUAUAAAACCUUUACUUUCAAAAUCGUUAACAGCAUAAUAGCAUUUCAGCACAUAUCAUCCAUUAGUUAAAGACAAAUAAUGGUUCGCACUUAAAAAUAAGAGUAUAUCGCUUCAACGACGUAUUCAACUGAUCAGUAAUGAUAUUGCGCAAUAUUUUCUUAUGGUUUAAGGUUCUCAUUAUACUGGCGUUUAAAGUAGUAGAAAAAUCGCUAUGCGCGAUGUAAUUGAUUUAUUUCUUGCUGCGCUAGCAAUAACGGUUUACUUUCGAAAGAACGUUUUCUUUGUGUCGCAGAUUCCAAUUUGUAAAUUGAAAGUUAAAAAUGAAUUCAGUUGAACUGCCUGUACUAUUAUCAAUUGGAGGACUCUGUACUUUGUGCCAAAAGGAAUCGAAAUGGAUUUGCCAGCGUUGUCUUGAUUUGUAUUGUUCAGCGGAAUGUCAAAGGAGGGAUUGGCACCGACACCGUUACAUUUGCUUCCCAAUGCCUGGUUUAUUACCUGCAGCAAAAGUGGAGGUUUCAGACGCUCAAAAUAAGAAAACUAUAACAUCUAACUUAAAGGAUAAUAAGUUUAACUUACCUCCAUGGGAGGUAUGUAAAGAUAUUUCAGGAUUGGAGUCAGAAAAGUUGAACUCUACAUUAUGUAAUGUAACUGAAUCAAUUAGCAAACCCCGUCCGAAAAAAGAAAGUGUUCAAAUGAGCCCUAACCAAAGCGGUAUUAAGAACAAGGAUAACUGUACAAAUAAUAAAAAAGAGGAAUUAUUAUUGGAUUUAUAUCAAGAUGAACCUUGCCAGAAGGAAUCCAAAGAAGCUCAUCCGCUUUUAAAUCGUGCUUCUACUAACAUGAUUGCUUCGGGAGAUGAUCCGAUUUUGUGUCCUCCAUUUAAUAUAAGUAUGUUCAAAUCUAAUAAUCGCUCUUUUAAUGUGAUUGUAUUGGAUACUUCAGCCUUGAGUUAUGGUUAUAUUGGAUGUAUAGCUGAAACGGAUUUGAAAUAUUUAAUAAAUAUUCAAAAAUAUCUGAGUAACUACACUGAUACUAAAGAGAUUUAUCAUCCGAAACUCCACGAGUAUUGCUUGGCCCGGUUUGAGAACGAAUGGUAUAGAGCAAGAGUAGUGAAAGUAAUUGAUAGCUCACGUUAUAAUGUCGUUUAUUUGGAUUUUACUAACGAAAGUGUGCUCACUUCUGAAGAUAUUCGUCGCUAUCCAUCUGAUUUAAAUGACCCUUGUCAUACCAACCUUUGUUUGUUCGAUGGCCUGCCAACUACUUUGAAUGUCGAUCAUGUCAACUUUUUAAAAAAAGAAAUAACUACCGAGAGUAAGCUGCAUAUUGAUAAGGUUCAAGAAGUUAUAGAACAAAUUGUUGUAAUAGAAUGCCAAUAUAUACUUAAAAAAAUGCGAUCCGCUGGCUUACUCUAAAAUAUUUGUUGUCGGGGAAUCGUUAAACC
Ceratitis capitata (Mediterranean fruit fly) is the source of this 1462-nucleotide messenger RNA. RefSeq names its product Staphylococcal nuclease domain-containing protein 1. Lineage: Eukaryota; Metazoa; Arthropoda; Insecta; Diptera; Tephritidae. The record is from RefSeq and is a predicted model, not a curated record. The transcript has a single exon. Bases 342 to 1433 code for a protein of 363 amino acids.